GCUUUUUGGAUUCUGAUUUUGAUUGGUCGUAUCCCUCACAAGGCAUUUUUUAGUCUUGGAAGAUGGCAAGUGGGUUUGAAAAAUCAACAAACAAGCCGCCCCAAAGCCCUUCUUGCUCAGGCAGUGGUAGCAACGAUGCUGGUAACUUUGAGUGCAAUAUCUGUUUGGAAUUGGCGCAGGAUCCAAUUGUUACUUUGUGCGGUCACCUCUUCUGUUGGCCUUGCCUCUACAAGUGGCUCCACAUUCACUCGCAGUCUCAGGAGUGCCCAGUUUGUAAGGCUCUAAUACAGCAGGAGAAAUUGGUUCCUCUUUAUGGCAGGGGAAAGACACCUAGUGAUCCGAGAUCUAAAUCAAUUCCUGGAGUUAAUAUUCCCAAUCGUCCAGCAGGGCAGAGGCCAGAAACUGCUCCCCCACCAGAUAAUAACCAUUUCCCACAGCAUGGGAUGGGCUUCAUGGGGUUCCCCCCAAUGGCGACUGCAAGAUUUGGGAACUUCACACUCAAUGCAGGGUUUGGUGGUCUGAUUCCAUCCCUGUUUAAUCUUCAGGUGCAUGGUUUCCCUGAUGCCACAGUGUAUGGAUCUGCUGCCGGUUUUCCUUAUGGAUUUUCUAAUUCAUUUCAUGGGCCUCAUGGGCAUGGGUUCACUCGACCUACAAGUCAAGGACAACAGGCUGAUUCCUAUUUGAAGAUGCUAUUUCUUAUGGUUGGUUUCUUUGUGAUCCUUGCUCUAGUUUGGUCAUAAAUGAAUGUGCGUGCCAGAAUUCGAAUUGCUGAUGGACAUCCAGGAUUUUAUUGUCACAUCUUUGUACAUUCAUAAGCUUGAUUUAGGUUUAUUGUUCAGGAAAUUGUCAAUAUGAUACUUUGCUGCCGCUCUUGUAGCAUGUGUUACUUCUGCCAUCAGCAUGCUUAAUACGACUUACAUGUUCUUUUAAA
Molecule: messenger RNA, 931 nt
Organism: Telopea speciosissima
Lineage: Eukaryota; Viridiplantae; Streptophyta; Magnoliopsida; Proteales; Proteaceae
Product: E3 ubiquitin-protein ligase RNF185-like
Exons: 2
Coding region: 63-740 (225 amino acids)
Biological process (GO): ubiquitin-dependent protein catabolic process
Cellular component (GO): endoplasmic reticulum
Molecular function (GO): metal ion binding; ubiquitin-like protein conjugating enzyme binding; ubiquitin protein ligase activity
Source: RefSeq, a predicted model, not a curated record